Drosophila subpulchrella is the source of this 1790-nucleotide messenger RNA. It is a transcript of the gene Rac1, whose product is annotated as ras-related protein Rac1. Gene Ontology annotation, molecular function: GTPase activity; protein kinase binding; GTP binding. Bases 342 to 920 code for a protein of 192 amino acids. Gene Ontology annotation, cellular component: cell projection; cell cortex; cytoplasmic vesicle. The transcript has a single exon. Lineage: Eukaryota; Metazoa; Arthropoda; Insecta; Diptera; Drosophilidae. Gene Ontology annotation, biological process: regulation of actin cytoskeleton organization; actin filament organization; motor neuron axon guidance. The record is from RefSeq and is a predicted model, not a curated record.
UAUUAUCCGUUAACUAUUCCGCGGUCACACUGCAGUACACAGAAAAUUUACAUUUUUGUUGAGAAAAUUAGGGAAUUAAACGCACAAAAGGCGAGUUAAAGAGGCCCGAAACGCGCAGCGCGAUUAUCAAUCGCCCCGAGGACCAACAGGCAGUGCAGAAGGAGACCGCGGAACAGGGAUAGCCAGGACAAGGGCCAACGAAAGCAACAGCCCUCCGCCGCCGCCGCCCAAAAAGAGAGGAGAAAAAAAAAACGACUGAGGACUGCCAACCAGCCACAAGAAGAAGCACCCCCGCAAUCGGCCAACUCCAGAGCCCAAGGAAUCCUACAGCCUAGAGCACCAUGCAGGCGAUCAAGUGCGUCGUUGUGGGCGACGGAGCCGUGGGAAAGACCUGCCUGCUGAUCAGCUACACGACCAAUGCCUUUCCCGGCGAGUACAUACCCACCGUUUUCGACAACUAUUCGGCCAAUGUGAUGGUGGACGCCAAGCCCAUCAAUCUGGGCCUCUGGGAUACGGCUGGGCAGGAGGAUUACGAUAGGCUGAGGCCACUGUCCUAUCCCCAGACCGAUGUCUUCCUCAUCUGCUUCUCGCUGGUGAAUCCGGCCUCGUUCGAGAACGUGCGGGCCAAAUGGUAUCCGGAGGUGCGCCAUCACUGCCCCAGCACACCCAUCAUCCUGGUGGGCACCAAGCUGGAUUUGCGCGACGACAAGAACACAAUCGAGAAGCUGCGCGACAAGAAGCUGGCGCCCAUCACCUAUCCACAGGGACUGGCCAUGGCCAAGGAGAUCGGGGCGGUAAAGUAUCUAGAGUGCUCGGCCCUGACGCAGAAGGGACUGAAGACCGUCUUCGAUGAGGCCAUACGGUCCGUUCUGUGCCCCGUGCUGCAGCCCAAGUCCAAGCGCAAGUGCGCCCUGCUCUAAAAGAGUUGUUAGAGAGCCGGAGUUCCCCGCCAGCCCCUCGAUGGACUCUGUUUAAACGUAAUAUUAUUAACUAUAAAAGAGAACAUUAUGUAACCUAAGCGUUGGCCAGGCUAAAUGGCUGAUCCGUAGUUUCUUUGUUACAACUUUGCCACUAAUUUCCGCUGCUACAAGGGGCACUUGCCUGCCCCCCGUUCAAACUCUUGCUUUCGUUUCGUUCCGAGUUCGUUUCGUGUGUUCUGUAAUUCAUAAUCCAAUUCUGUUUACCCGUGCAUUAAUUUCAACUAAAAGUUACAAGCGAGAUGUUUCUAGAUAAAAUGGAGAACUAUAAACUCUAACUGUAUUUUGUAUUAUUUAAUAACUUUUGUAAUUAAAAUUAAUGUUGUAAAACUGAGGUAAAACCAAAAACAAAAAACAUAAAAGAAGCGAAAACCUAAAAAAAAUGUGAGACGUGGACGAGAAUAGCCGCAUAAAGAGCAUAAAGCAUAGAUGUCGCCUGUUGAUCGAAGGUCCUCCAGCCAGGAUCGGAAUAUUGAGUCAGUAAAGUAAACGUUCCAUUGCAAUUACACUUACAUUAUUACAUACUUGUAUUUAGAUGUUGUUGGAUAUCGAAGCGACGACGCGGGCAGGUAACAACUUUUUAAACUUUUGCUAGAUCCAGGAACUAUCAAUAUUUAUAUAUACAUGUAUGUAUAAGAUGAAAAGUCCUUCGUAUACUAUGUACUGAAAUUAAAGGCAUCAAACUGAGCAACUUUGAAUACUUUGUAUUUUAAAACAACAGAUAUUCAAGAAAACCAACAGCAACAAAACAAGAACGAAACCAAGAUAAUUAUAUAAAUGUGUCUAUUUCAAUGGAAAUCAAUAAAGCAUAAA